Molecule: messenger RNA, 2282 nt
Organism: Melopsittacus undulatus (budgerigar)
Lineage: Eukaryota; Metazoa; Chordata; Aves; Psittaciformes; Psittaculidae
Exons: 3
Coding region: 8-2215 (735 amino acids)
Molecular function (GO): RNA binding
Source: RefSeq, a predicted model, not a curated record
CGCAGCCAUGGUGAGCAGCACGGUGCGGGUCGGGGGGCUCCCCCCAGACCUGCCCCCCGACAGGAUGGUUGACAAGCUGACCAUCCACUUCCUGCGCUCCCGCAACGGCGGCGCAGAGAUCACCGACGUGCAGGUGGUGCCGGGCGGGCGCCAGGCUUGUGCCCUCGUCACCUUCGAGACACCGGAAGUGGCCCAGAGGAUCCUGAAGGUAAAGAAUCACAUCCUGUCCAUCGGAGGGGAGAAUUACCCGCUGGAAGUGACGGCGCACACCGCAGAGCUGAGCCUCGAUGAGAUCUUCUUAUAUGCUUCUGUGAUAGUUGACUAUGGCAAACUUCCUACUGGAAAAGCCCUCUUGAGGAACCUGUAUAAAGGCUACAGCAAUGUGCAGCUCAACUUUGACUCCAAGAAUACCCACUGCAUAGUCAAGGGGCCGUUCACUGAGCUGCAGGCCUUCAGCAGAGAGCUGCUGGGCAGCCUGAACCUCAAGAGCCAAGCUGCUGGAGAGAUCCUCCUGCCAGAUCCCAGCCAUGUGGCCAAAGAGACCAGAAUGGCUGAUCCACAGCAAGAGCCCGACUCUGCUGAGUCAGCACAAGACACAGCAAAGCAGCCGAACUGGGACCAGGCAUGUGAAGACGCAGGUACAGCUCCAUCACCCUGGGGACCUGUGGAUGGGAAAGCUGUGGAGCACCUGGAGGACUUUUCCCUAGUGAUGGACUCAGACAUUUACUUGUACAUGCAGAGGUUCUGUGCUGCCAAGUACCAGGGUGUGCUACAGCAGCAUCGGGUGGAUGUGGUGGAUGUCAGCAGUGAUGGCAUCACCACGCUGUACUUGCAGCCUGCUGCGGGGAUGGCUGGGGACACGGCUGCCUUGCGAGAGGCCUGCUUGGCCCUGCAGGAGCUUUACCAGCAGCUGGAGGUGAGCUUGCGCAAGGAGAAGAUCACCAAGGGAGGACUGGGUAUGGACAGCCAGGCUCUGAGGGCACUGACACAAGAGCUGCAGCAGCUGUAUCCCCAGUUGCUCUGCCAUGAGGAUGUGAAGCAGCUUUAUCUUAUUGGAAACCUUGUUGAUGUUUCUGAGGCCAAGCAGUAUCUUCAGGAUUUCAGUGCCAGAAGAGGUGCUGCACAGGCCACGGCCAGCAGCUCCCUGCCCUCACAGCCAACAACCUCCCACACCACAGAGGAUGCACUGCACAAGCCCAAGGAGCCUGCAGGCACCUCAGCCUCAAGGUUCAGCCCAGGCAGGCCAAAGCAGGGACGUGAGCUCAAGCUGCCUGCCGGCUUCAGCACCAUGAAGGCUGAGAGGUCCCCUGACCCCCCACCGGUGGGGCAGGCACUGCCUUCUGGUAAACACCCACUGCAAACAGGUGCUCUAAGUCUAGGUGACCUAAUGGCACGGACCCAGUGGUACCAGCCUGGUGGCUCUACAGCAGCUGUGGAUUUGGGCUCAGCAGCAGAGUCUCAGCAGAAGGACCCCAAAGAAUGGGAGCAGAUGAAAGGAGGUGCCAGGCUUACAAGACACGAGGCUCUGUCUGCCUUUGGGGGCAAAGACAACAGAGACUCUAGAGGCUCAGGUCCCAUCAAGCACCACUCACUUGCUGGCACAUCCAGUGCCUUUGACACAAGGACCUCUAAACCCUCUGAACCCAAGGCUCUUCUGCAACAUUCCAACAGCUUCUCCCUGCGAAGAUUAAAGGAAGGAGAGAAGCCGCAGGACACACCCCGGGCAAGCAGGGGGGAUGGAAGGGUGAGGGACUGGAUGAGCCUGGACUCUCUGAAGCGGUCCUGCCUGAAGGAUAUCUUCCGCCCUGCUGUCACUGAGCUGUGCAGCAAUGGGGGGGUGCAGCUCUCGGAGCAUCGUGCUGGGGACUGCACUGUGCCGACGCUGCAGGCAGAGGACAGGGAGAAGCUCAAGGGAGAGCUGAUGUUUGUCCAAGGAGCUCCUGUGGCCCCAGAGGCAGCCAGGAAUCAGGUUAGUGACAGCAGCACCUCCAUCCCCAGCCUCAGCAUGGACCAGAGCUCCCCUGCAGAUCCGGGAUGCGCAUCCUCAGCAGCCAGUUAUGCAGCCCUGACGUGGAUUUCAGCAGCACAACCCAAACCAGAGCAGGAGCUCGGGCAGAUGGUGCAGUCCCAAAGCCUCCAGCACCUAGCCCCAGCCCUGCUCUGGGGCCAGCAGGAACCCCGCUGCUCUGCUGGGGAGCACCCACAGCACAUGUGAGAGCUGCCUCCAUGAGACCAUAGAGCCUGUACCGGGAGGAACACAAUAAACAACGUUUACCCCUACA